This is a messenger RNA of Ambispora gerdemannii, 151 nucleotides long. The record is from the annotation of a GenBank genome assembly. NCBI's taxonomy places the organism in Eukaryota, Fungi, Glomeromycota, Glomeromycetes, Archaeosporales, Ambisporaceae.
GCUGAAAUUAAGAGCUAGAGCAGAUCAGAAUUAUGAACGUGAUGGAUGCAUGUCAGAAGGGAUCGCCAAACAAAAGAUAAAGAGGGAAAGAGUGUUUGAACUCUCUGAAACUAUGACAAGCGUUGAAAAAGUCGGUCAAAGUGUCGAGAUU